CACAAAUAUUGAAAAUACACGUAGAAUAUGCGGACGGGUCUGAGCUUUCUCCUUCUUUGGAGCACCCGAUUAAUUGGUUCAGAUGCAAUGUUAAUUCGAUCCAACCCUAGCUAUGUGAGUGUUUGGAGACCGAUGACCGCAAACUCUGAACAUUCAAGACUGACCCUCCGGCAUGACCUUAACGAAGAUCCUGCUUAUGUCAAGGUCGAAGGUCGUACAGAUACUGGGUUUAUAUUUCCCGCGUUUGGUUCCUCCCAGCAGGAUGACGACACUGGUACCCUGUAUGGGGGCGUGGUGUUCGUCUACAACUUAACUCACAUCGAUAUAUUUGUCUCACAUAUCAACAACAACAACCGGAAAAGGAACUGGACAGCAAUAUAUACAGGAGAUGAAUCUAAAUGGAGUGGUCCUAAAUAUCUCAAUCGGAGGUAUGAAUCCAUUGCUGUUCAGGCAAAGGUGUGGCGAUCACGUGACCUUCCUCCGCCUACUUGGAGUAACACAACUAGGGUUACUAACCAGGGAUGUGUAAAUGAAAUAUUGAUGCAUUCAUUAAACAGAUAUCCCGACUUGAUCGUUGUACAAAUACGAAAAGGGCACACUCUAUCCCAGGGCCAAGGUUUGUCCUCACUGGGUAAUACAACAUCGGAAAUAUUUCACUUUGGUGGAGUGCUCUACGGAACAAAUGAGUCCCAUGUACAGCUGUGGUCGCCUUGUGACGUUACUGGAAUGUUGAAUUAUGAAUCGUUAAUAGCCGUUGCAGACGGAUGGGGAGAAAAGGGUUUUAAGUUACUUAUUCGCGAUGGAUUUCUUACAGUCACUGCUUGGGAUUUGAAAGAAUUUCAUAGAGAUGAGAGGGUUCUAAUAAAACAUUUGAAAGAAGUUGAAGCAGAUAACUUCCAAAUUAUGGCAAACUUAACACCUUACAAUUUGAUAAACAUUCAGCUGCAUGUGCUAGAAGGCGCAAACAAAGGUUUCCGGUUUGAUGGCGUCGGGUCUGUGAUGAAUGAAGCUCCGCCAUACGGGGGACUCGUGUACGGCUACAACGACUCUAUGGUAGCAAUCUGGGUACCCACCUCUUUAAAACGAAACAGCGGAAAUGCGGCUGUUUUUAUGUUGGGAAGAAUUUGGGGAUCAGGAUUUAACGAACAAAUGACAAACAAUGUGACUAUUGUUAUUAAAGUCAUGGAUAUGUUAGUGCCUACCUGUCUACUUGAAGUUGGUUCUUUAAAAACACGCAGACUUGAAUCAUCCAAUCAUGACAAAUACAACGAUUCCACGUUGAAGUUUUCUGUUGGAGAUCAAAUCACAUUAACAUGCAAAACUGGUUUAUAUUCUUCGGAACAGAAUGUGACCAUGGCGUGUGCACAUAGAAACAAUGGUAGCUGGGAUCGGCACCUACCAGAAGAAUGUUACAAAUUGUGUCCAGAUAUCGAUCCAACAACACUGAACACAGAAAUUAUGCAAAACGAUAAUACUACUAGACCCGGAAGAACUGUUUUGUACGCAUGCUCACCUAGAUACAGACACGUUAGUGGCGAUCUUAUUCGAAGAUGUCGUAAAGAUGGUAGUUGGAGUGGAACAGCGCCUGUUUGUGAAGAAUGCAAGUGUCCUUGUUCACUGGUUGGCUCGGUACCCAUCAAGUCAAACGAAACAGAAAAACUCAAACAACGAAUCAGAGAGCUACGAUCUUCGUUGUCCGUACAGAAAAAUAUGACGGCUAAAGCUAGACGUCAAAAAGUAUGCGCCUCUGACCCCAGACCCUCUGCCAGGAUGCUAGGAAUAGUGUUCUGUGUGGGAGUUUUAACGGUUGUUAUUUCUGCCAUUGCGUACAUGGAUUUGUCUUCUUUUAUUUUUAUCAUCUGAUCAAAACUGCAGUGAAUACUUCUUAAGCGUAAAAUGUGUUUGCUUACUCAUAAAGCUUGUAAUCUCAUUAUAUAGUGAUUAGCAUUGCUUGUAAGCUGUAAUCAUAUCAAUUUUUUACUUGAUUAUGGUUUUUAUUUGAAAACGGUUUUCAGCAACUGUGCCAUUUAAACAUUUGCACUAGUUUACAAAACAAACUGGUUUACUUUUAAUAACAUGUGACAUUACAAUUGAUCCUAACCAUACUAUUCAAACUUAUGGAGGUUGGCACAUGAAAUAAUAGUAAUGUCAAUCAUCCGAAAACCAAUUAGAUAUAAAGAUGGGGACCUAAAAUGUUCAUCUAUUCUAUUUGUGACCCAUGUUACAUGCCAUCGUUUUUUGGAAAUUUAAGGCUCCAAAAAGAAAUGAAAAUUUUCCUAAAAUUUUUGCUAAAAUUUGACAUAGAAACUGAUAAUUUGAAGAAAUCAAAAAAUAUUUAUAGUUUGAAUUAUUAUUUAGUUAUGAUUUUAAUACAGCAUGAAGUUGAACACAUGUAGUGACUAUAAAAGUAAAAUCUAAGUCAAAGUUUAAAAAUUCUUGGUUUACUGGUGGCUUCAAAGGCCAGUACAUAAUGAACGAUGAAUGAUGAGUAAUAAAAUUAUAACACAAAUUAGAUUAUAGUAAUGUCAUGAACACAGCAACAGAUGUUACAAAAUUUUAGAGUAAUCAAAUUAUAACGCAAACAGAAAAACAUAGUAAUGUCAACUUUCCAAAGCUUUGCAUACAAAUAGACAUACAUUUAAUGUAUCAUUUAAAAGUAAAACAAGUAGGGAUCACAUCUCAAAAUUUUGAGAUAUAGCCGGAAAUAAGCAAAUUUUAGCCCAAAGUUGGAGUUAAUUUUUUCUUAAUUUCUAUAAAAUAUAGGCCAAAAUAUAUCCAUAGAAAUAUCAAAAUAUUGUUUAAAUAUGUUUUUCAGAAUAUCAUGAAGAUAUCGUAAUACACAAACUAUCUAGAAAAUUGGUCUGCGCUGAAAAUUAGGAAGUUUAAGUAACAGUACUCUAACACUAUUGAGUUAUAAAAAUUGUUCAUUUCCUUCUUGAAAACCUUCCGCCACAAAAUAUAGUCCCUUACUAAACUCUGUAAAAAUGUAAUUUUUUAAAUGCAAUUUCAUUCUAUAUAGUUUAUUUGGCAUUGUAAAAUAUAAAUAUAUUACAAGAAUUAAUAUGUGAUGCAGAAUUUUCAGACUAGAGGUGACCAAAAAUGGCUACCCAAACCUAAGGAGCGAACCUCUUUAAUCAAAAGUUUAAUAGCAUAUACACACCUCUAAAAACUUACAGAAUGUGAUAAUCAAAAGAAGACAACUGUAUGCACAGUUUAAGUUAUGGUUGCUUUUUAAUCUUUUAUUUGUGUUUAUUAGCGUAAGAGAAGUUGCUGCACAAUCCUGAAUCUCUUUUUACAACGUUAUGGUCGUAAUCCUUGCUUCACUUUCAUUACUAAUUCUAAACUUUAAACGUAGCAAAUUAAAAAUUACAUUUGCCCCCGGGCCCUCCCCUACUGAUUAAUUUAAACAAAAGCUUUAUAAAUUGUUCCCAUCGUUAUCCGCCUACACGCUUAAUUUAUAAUGACGCCAGAUUCCGGCUGAUUUUCUCCGGUUUAAGUCUUAAACACCUGUAUUUAUUUUAAGCCUAUACGUGCCAUUCCUCAAACUAAUUGAUCCACAGGUAAACCUCAUUGUUUUUGUGACCGGCUUCGUCCGAUCACAUUUGUGUCCAUAUGAGGCACUCGACAAAUGCUAUGACAAUUACAAUGCAAUGACAACCUCAUUUAAAUCUUAAAUAACACAUAGAAUACUUGAUAAAUAGAUUUAUAGAUAUAGUGUACUAAACAAUCAUAAUUUCUUAGUGUCAUACAUAUUUUGAUUCAUUGACCUUUUUAUCCUUAAUUGAAUGCUGUGGAAUCAUUAAAAUUCGUGGGGGCCAAUUUUCAUGGAUUGCUUAAAAUUUACAGGUUCGUUGGGUUGUAAUUUCGUGUAAUCUCUUAUACCUACAAACAGAAUUAUGACAUUAUAACUCUAAUUCAUUAAUUCGUUUGAAUAGUUAUUCGUGGACGAGAGGUACCCACGAAUUCCACGAUAAUUGAGCCGCAACGAAAUCUAAUGAUUCUACAGUAAUAUAUAUUAUACAUUCAAUCUUACCAUCAAAACAAGACACCACACGACACGAUCACAGAUUUAAAGAUGAAAUGAUAAAUUUGGGUGAUGAGAAGUCCAUCAUCAACUUAUAUUGCAAUGGGGGAAAUAAGUGGAAAUAAUGUUCAUCCAAUUUAGUUGCCUGAAUCAGGUAAAUACUCGAAUUCAGAUAAAAACAGUAGCCAGACAUUAAUUUAUGAACUAUGUAAGAUUAAAAUAUGGCAUGUUUUUUUUUAAA
Magallana angulata is the source of this 4265-nucleotide messenger RNA. RefSeq lists its product as uncharacterized. Bases 28 to 1863 code for a protein of 611 amino acids. The transcript is spliced from 10 exons. Lineage: Eukaryota; Metazoa; Mollusca; Bivalvia; Ostreida; Ostreidae. The record is from RefSeq and is a predicted model, not a curated record.